AUGAUGCUCGUGACCAAGUUGUUGAAGUCAGCCACCGGAGAGGAUAAUGCGAAUGUUGAGACAUUCAUUGUCGCUGAUCGAAAAGUCCGGACGGGGCUGAUUGCCUCUGCUGUUGUCUCCUCGUGGCUUUGGAGUACCAUGCUCUUGAGCACCACUCUGGUGGCUUACCAGUAUGGCAUCAGUGGUCCUUUUUGGUACGGCGCGGGAUGCUCUCCGAUGAUAGUUUGCUUCGCAUAUCUUGGUAUAGUAUGCAAAAAGCGUGUUCCUAAUGCUCAUACCGUCCUUGAGAUCAUUAAAUAUCGAUAUGGGACCACUGCGCAUGUCAGCUUCAUUUUUUUAGCCAUUUUGAACAACCUGUUUAACACGAUUAACAUGAUUUUGGGUGCUGCAGCCACCAUCACUUCUCUAACAGGGAUGGACAUCAUGGCGUCAACGUUUCUCUUACCGGUUGGGGUUAUUAUAUAUACACUGAUGGGUGGCAUCAAGGCAACGUUUUUAACGGACUACAUCCACACGUUAAUCAUCUUACUUCUUUCUUGCUAUUUGACGACCAAAGCAUUGACGAACUCGGAGGUGUCUUCGAUCGGAGGACUGUAUGACCUGGUACAGGCAGCCCAGCCUCGCCACAAGGUCGAAGGGAACCUCGGCGGAUCCCUGCUCACCAUGUCAUCACAACAAGGCAUAUUUUUCGGCAUCAUCUUGAUGGUAUCAAACUUUGGAGCUGUCAUAGUGAGUUUGGAUUCAGAGAUCGAUGGUCCUGAUUUCAUAUGGCCUACUGACUCGUCCCAGAUGGAUGCUGGCUAUUUUACAAAGGCAUUUGCUGCAUCGCCCGAGGCAGUUGUCCCCGGGUAUGUGGUUGGGGGCAUAUGCUACUUCAGCAUCCCAUGGGCAUUAGGGACAGUCAUGGGGAUGACCGUGCUUGGCUUGGAGACCAGUAGAGCAUUUCCCACAUUCCCUCGACAAAUGACGAAUGGGGAAAUUACAGGAGGACUAGCUCUGCCAUAUGGAGCAAUGGCGAUUGCAGGAAAGGGUGGUGCUGUCGCAACUCUGCUCAUGACAUUCAUGUCCGUGACAUCGACCUUGUCGGCCCAGGUUAUUGCUGUCUCCUCAAUCGUAUCAUUUGACGUUUACAAAACAUACUGUAACCCCAAAUCCAGCAAUGCAGACCUUAUCCGAUGGAGCCGGAUUGGCGUUGUGAUAUUUGGGCUCAUCGCUGCAGGCCUCACUGCUGUCUUUAACCACGUUGGACUUGACAUGGGCUGGACACUAUACAUGAUUGGUAUCAUCGUAUGUCCAGGCAUGUUCCCAUUGAUUCUCACAAUUCUAUGGAAGAAGCAAAGCCAGGCUGCUGCCAUAGCAUCAGCGUACCUCGGUAUGGCAACUGGUAUUGGUAUUUGGCUAGGCACCGCCUACAAGUUUUACAAGGUUAUCGAUAUAAGCACAACAGGCGCUACACUGCCAUGCAUGUAUGGCACGCUUGGGUCAGCGCUGAGUCCACUCUUAUAUUCCUUUAUGAUCACUAUGGUCGCACCCCAAAGGUUUGACUGGGAAUCAAUGAAAGGAAGCCAACUUGUCACUGGUGAUGACAUAGUGGGCUAUACAGGACAGGAAGAAAGGCCACCCCGAAAAAUCCAAAAGCGCGUAGUUCGGACUGCCCUGUUUUGGGCUAUGGCUACAUUCUUCGGAAUUUGGGUUCUUUGGCCACUCCCAAUGUAUGCUGCGAAGUUUGUCAUGGGUAGAAAGCUGUUUAUUGCAUGGGUCACAGUUUCCCUAAUAUGGCUUUGGAUCACUUUGAUUGUGAUAGGAGUGUAUCCACUGUGGAGUGGCCGCGAUCAAAUCGCAUUGAUCAUACACAAAUUCGCUGCCAGCAAAAUGUGA
Messenger RNA from Penicillium salamii, 1878 nucleotides. The record is from the annotation of a GenBank genome assembly. Lineage: Eukaryota; Fungi; Ascomycota; Eurotiomycetes; Eurotiales; Aspergillaceae.